UUCUGGUUUUUCUUGUUAGUGUUUCACUCGUAGAUUUACAAAUACAUGCAUCGCAGGUUGUACCUGAGGUGGAGAGCGAGAGUGAGAAAGAAAAGAGAGAAAUAGAGAGAAGAAAAAGUGAGAGAGAUUAGUUUAUUGGAAGAAAAGAUAAAAAUGGCUUUAGAUAUGUGAUUUCGAGCUCAGUCAUUUCAAAGUUCAUUUAAUUUUUGCAUCCUAUUAGCUAACAUUUCAUUAGGUUCUAUUUCCAUUCCUGGUUUACCCAAAUUUUCCGAGUCAACUCAUUCAACUAUUCCAUCUUAUUAACAAAGUUAACUUUUUCUUGUGUAUUUUUUUCUUUUCUUUUGUUCAAUCUCUUCAACUUUUUCAUCGUUUAUCAUCUCAUCACAUUAUUGUUUACUUGCAAAUUGUUUCCAAUUAAGAUUAAGAUACACAAAUGUAUAAACAAACAACUAUGACAACCAUAAUCAAAGCAUGUGUAACCCAACUUUCAACUUCAGUCAUCUUAAUGUGCCUUCUAUCCAGUUGGGUACAAACAAGAUCUCUGUUUCGAGAUAGAAGGGCAUUCAUUUACAUCGCCAAUGAAACAGCUUGUAUUGUGGAUAAUAUAAUAUAUCAUGAUGGUGAUCCAAUUCCAACGGACGAUCCUUGUGAAUCGUGUAAAUGUAGACCUCCAGGUUUCUCAUGUGUUUUACGAGAGUGCAAAGUAAAACCAGGAUGUAAAGCCAUCCGCCGGGAAGGCGAAUGUUGUCCAGAAUAUCAAUGCGGUUGUGAGCAUAAUGGAAAGUUUUUUAAUGAUGGCGAUCACAUACCAAAUGCUGAAAGUCCUUGCUAUUCGUGUUAUUGUCAAGGAAGCUCAAUCACUUGUGCCUUAGCUGAUUGUAAAUUUAGGUUUGAUUGUGAACCAGAAUAUGUACCUAAUGAAUGCUGUCCAAGAUAUGACCAUUGCCAACCAGAAACACCUUUCUGGACUACCACUUCAAAAAGGCCAAUUAUUACUAGAAUCACAACCAUGUCAACAACAGCAGCUUCACCAACUACAACAACAACCACCUCAACUCCAACCUUAACCAGCACUGCCAUUGUAACCAAUGAUGCUUCCCAAUCAACAUCGGUUACUGCGACAAGCGAAACAUCUGCCAACCCUGAAAUCAGUAGUCCAUUGUCACCCUCGACAACAACAACAAUUAGCUCUAUGUCUAGCACUUUAUCAAAGGACGAACCUGUUUCAAUAUCCACUCAAUAUGAAGAUAAAACAACAGCAACUUCUUCAAUGAGCUCGACUUCAGAGGCGCCAUUAUCAACAUCAUCAUCGACAACAGUUUCAUCUAUAAUGAUGGAGGCUACAACAAAUAAACUUGAAGAUGAAACAUCCGAUACUUCAUCUGUUUCAAAAACAUCCACUUCUGAUGAAAAUACGGUGACAAGUUCAACCAAUUCACCUUCAACUCUAGCAACCAAUCCAGUUUCAAUUGAUGAUAAAUCUGAAUCACUAAUGCCAAUAUCUGUUGCAUCAGUAACUACUGAAAAAGCUGAAUCUAGCGAUGAAAAGCCUUCUGAUGAAGCAACUCCAAACGAAACUACAACCUUGUCAAGCUUAUUGCCGGAAUCUUCAUCAACCUCUGAAAAAUCUGUUGAAUCUGUUGAAUCUGUGGUAACAUCUGAAUCAACUGACACAGUUGAGAAGGCAUCUCCAGAAGAUACUUUCACCACUCCAAGUAUCACCUCAUCUGAACCAGAAUCCGAUCCCGGGACACCAUCAAUUGAAAACAAGGUUGAGGCAACAACCAUUUCUAACGAACCAACCAGCUCUGAAGAAAAUGAACCCGCAACUAAAGUAGAUACAAAAUCUGAGGAAUCUGAAGAGUCUAAGGCUGUCAAUAAUUCUGAAAGUGAUAGCAAUACAGAUUCAAGUGGAGAGAGCAAAACAGAGGAAGAAAAUAAUCAAAGUAAUGGAGAUAAUUCAGACCCGGUGGCUACAACUGUAUCUAAUGAAAUGUCCGGUGAAACUACAACAGUUGGCUUAGAAGACAAUUAUUUAACAACUCGUCAUUGGGUUGAAGAUUCAGAGUUACGAGCUGAACAUAAGAAUGGUGAUUCUGAUAUGAUUGUUGAAUCAGAUUUAGACCAUAACAAUGAAUCUCCUACCAUGACAGUCUCAAGCUCUUCUGAAGGGCCCAUCAAUGAGGCAAUGGAUAAAUCACCUGAAGAAGAUAAAACAAAUACUAAAGUAAAUUCUGAACCAGAAACAACUUUAAACCCUGCUUCGGCUGAGGACCAUAACUCGAAUCCACCUGAAACAUUCUCGGAAAUUACAAUUAAUAACAGUAAUGAUAGCAAUAUUAGUUCUAAUAAUGUUAAUAAUUUAAAUAGUAAUGCUAGUAAUGUUAAUAAUUUAAGUGAUAAUGUUAAUGGUGUUGGGGAUAUUGCCAUUAGCACUACAAUAUCUGCAACUUUACACCAAAAAGCAAAGCAUUUUAAAUGCCCUACAUGUCAUAAAAAACUUUACACGGGACCAGGUAUGGCUAUUCAUUGUAUUCAGGUACAUAAAGAAACUAUUGACAAGAUACCAAAUGCUCUACCUAACCGUAACAGUGUGGAUAUCGAAAUUUAUGGAAUGGAAGGUAUUCCAGAGGCCGAUCUAAGAGAACAUGAACGACAAAAAGGAAAUCCAUCUAAUGAUGUUCCAAUAAUGAGCCAACCAUCUUCUGGGAUGCCUCAAAUGCCAAAAAUGCCGCCGCCACUAACAAGUCCAGCUGCAAUGGUCGCUGCAGCUUCUGGUAUGAUACCACCUCAAGUGGUAGGGUUGAAUAUUCCUCCUCCAUCAACGCCAUACAUGAUGCCUGGUUACCUACCACCCGCUCCAUACACAGCACCACCGGUUCCUGUACAACCUCAAACAAAUCCUAAUGUUUAUGCAACCAUCGGUGCUCCUUCAACCCCAUAUGUUUCUACAUUACCCCUUCAGUCACCUUUAAUUCCACCGCAACCAUUGGUUAAUUCGGUGAUUCCAACUGGCACAUUAACAAAUGUACCUAGUAAGCCACUUUUCCCCUGUGUAUCAAACACAGGCGCUGAUAAUUCAUCUUCGACCACUGUUGUUGGAGCUGAUUUUAAGCCUAUACUUAGUAACUCGACAAGUACAACCAAUCCACCUUCAUCUAGCUCUGUAAUUUCCAAACCAGCGUCAGUUGCCUCAACAGGUGCAACAUCUAGAAUAAUUCAUCCCGAAGAAGAUAUUUCACUUGAAGAAUUACGAGCGCGAUUGCCUAAAUAUGCAGCUUCACAAAAAAUAAUAGAGACUAGAUUUUUUGUCUUAAUUCUGGGUGCUCUAACACCACCACCUACAAUUGAUACUCCAGUAGCAAAUAUACCGGCAGCGGCUCCAACAACACUCAGUGAUAUAGAUAGGCCGAUACCCAUGUUUGAGUUUAUUUUAAUGAAGCAAAUGGCUACAAUGGAUCAUAGGACUUCUUCCACUGGUGGUCAAUUGAACAACAGUCCAUUUGAUUUUACCAAUGAUGAAGUACAUAAAUUGGAUGAAGUGUUGUCGAGUGAUUCAGUGAAGCAAAUUUUGUCAGAUUCAAAGAGCUUUGAACAUUUAGCAGCAACCAUAUUGGAUAAUCAUGGGUCUGCCCACGGAACUGUCUCUGGUUCUAAUUUAUCAUCAUCUUCAACUGUUAAUCCAUCAACCGCUACUGUUGCUUCAGGACAUGUUGCCACAGACCAAGAUGGCCUGGACUUUGUUGAUGCUUUGGAUUCCUUGGUGAAUCAAUUAACUCGAGAUCAUCCACAUCAAAAUCAACCUGAGGUAGAUUUACUCGGAGGUAAUCUGGAAAUUGGAUCUUCCUCUGGUCCUCAUUCUCAUCUAGUAUCUACAAAUAACAAUGGUCAAUCAACUGGCCAUUCGGUUGCUGCUAUCCCUACAUUUCACUUUAUCGAUACCAUUCAACUUGAUCAUCCUUAUGCUUGUCAACCUGUGCGUCAAAGAAUUCCCCAAGUCAACAAUGAGAUUGUCACAACGGAACAACCACCAUCAACUGCUCCAAUCGCUCCUGUUGUUGCUCCUGUUGUUGACUCUGUUGUUGAUUCUGUCCCAAGUUUACCCAUCAGUAAUCAGACUAGAGAAACAGAGCCUACUUUCUCUUACAAUACUGCUAGUUCAUCUUCCUUUUCUCCACCAUCUACACCUCAAAGGAGAUCUCAGAGACAAAUCGAACGUAUAGAGAAGUCAGUUUUGGAGAAGAUAAAAGCAGAGAACGCUGAAAUGUUGAAAAGGGAAAAGGAAGAAAUGGAAGCAGCCAAAUUACCUAAACCUGCAGAAAGCAUAAUAGCCCGUAAGCCGGACAAUGAUCUUCCUGAAGCAAUUACUGUUAAAAAGGAAGAUGUCGAAGAUGAUGACAAAGUUGAAGACGGUUUAAUAAUCGACUUCGAUCAACAAGAAAAGAAGAAAGUUCAAAGAAAGCGUGGAUCGACUCCCGGAGUAGCAACUGGUCCAAAACGCAAAAAGAAGGCUCCAGAAAACACCGUUAAAGUGAAAACUGAAGAAACUAUAAGUAAAUUGGAAACUGCAAAAGAAAAUGUUGAAUCUAAAGAAAUAACUAAAAGUACUGGUCAGAGAUCCCAGAGACAGAGGAGGAAGCCAAAAAGAUGGGAUGACGACGAGGUCGAGGUCGAUUUUUCUGGUACUGCUUCAGAACUUGCUUCUGAAUCAACACCAUCAUCUGCAAAGAAAAUUUGUGUUCGUCAAGAGCCCGAAGUCAAAGAUAAAACAGUGUCAAGUGACGAGGAGAACGAGGAUGAUGAGGACGAAGAUGAUCCAGAUAAGCUAUGGUGUACUUGUAGGCAACCGCAUAAUAAUAGGUUUAUGAUUGAAUGUGAUGGAUGUUCAGAAUGGUUCCACGGAACAUGUGUUGGAGUCACUCGAGCGAAAGGUACUAUGUUUGAAAAGGAGGGCAAAAAGUGGUACUGCUCAAAAUGUAGAACUGCGAAACCCGCUGAAACUAAAACCCCAAAAGUUGUAGUGAAGCAAGAACCAUCAUUAUCGCAGCCAAUAAAAUCUCCAUCUGAUACUUCAUUGAUGCUGGCUACUAUUGAAACCACUCUACAGCCAACAACACCGACGCCGACGCCGACGCCGGCACCAGCAUCUCUUUCUCCAGUUCCAACAGAGCCAACAGUCGCUACUACACCAGCACCAGUUUCUUCCACAGUGACUGAAGCACCAGCCAAAUCCACUUCCCCGCCCACUAAUCCUGUGAACAUUCAAACAACCCCUAAAAAGCCUAUUAAAGCAAAGAGUAGCGAAGGAAAAGAAAUAUUGAGUAAAAAAGUUGUAAAAAAUGAAAAUUUGAUUUCUAUUGGAGACGUUUUGAAACAGCGUAAACUCAAAGCUGCUGGAGGGAAUAUUUCUUCGAUUGAGAAAAAAGAAAAAAAACGAUUGAGAAAGUUAAUUAAAUCAUCUAAAAUGGAAUUGACAAAGAAAAUUACCAAAGUGGAAAAAACUAAACCUAAAUCGAGUCCUGAACUAGGAAAAGAUCAGGAUAAAGAGAGUAACAAGGAAAAGGAGACAGAUAAAAAUAAAGAGAAAGAGAAGGACAGUAAUAGAUGGGAACCUAUCAGUAAAGUCGUUCCUUUGAUAAGGAAACAAGAAGAUAAGAAGAAAAAACUAAAGAUGAAUCCAAUUGACCCAAGUUUUAAUGAUCUUUUCAAAGCAGAACCUAUCAUGAUGCCCAAAAAGUUAGGCCAAUCUGCUCCAUCAACACCCAACACACCGAGUUCAUUAACGCCCAACUCUAAAAGGCCCUCGAUUGGAGGGGAAAGUUACCGGAAAAAGUCAUUAUCAUUAAGUGAACAAAAUUGUGUCUCUUGUGGAAAAACAAUUUCUAAAGGUGCCAUCAAGGGUAAAGAGUUCAGCAUUUACUGUACAGAAGCAUGUUUGGAAAAACACGUUAAAGACUCACUUGAUGUCAUCAAACAAUUUCGUGCUCACAGCUCAAAUGCAAAUGGCAAUAAAGCUGAGAAACUUCGUGUAAAUCUUGUGGAAAAGUCAACUGGUCGUCUCAUUUCGGGAGCAAGUGCACCAACUGAAGACAAGGUCUUAGAAUAUGUUAAACUGAAUCCUACGUUUGAAGUUUUGAAACCUAACCUUGUCCGUCGUCAAAGUAGUCAAUCCAGCGAUCAUGAAAAGAAGAAAGAUGCACCUAAAGCAACAACACCUCAAAUUAAAGGAUCUUUGACCAAGAAAAAAGAAGAUGGCAAUGCCAAACAAAAACCAAGUGAGAUUACCGCCAAAACCGAUUCUAGAAGGGAUGAUAAUUCAGUCGAAACUAUACGUCAUAAUGUCAAAAAGGUUUUGAAGGAAACUUUACAAACCAGGUGUCAAGAAGCUGACAAUAAAUUGCUCGGCGAAGAUAUUAAAAAAAUAGCCUUCAAGAUCGAAGAGGAACUUUUUAACCAUUUUAACAAAGAAACUAGUAACAAGUACAAAACACGAUAUCGAAGUUUGGUUUUUAAUUUGAAAGAUCCUAAAAAUCAAGGUCUAUUUCGUAAAGUUUUGACCGGAAGUAUAACACCCGAUAGGCUGGUUCGCAUGUCUCAUGAUGAGCUGGCCUCAUCAGAAUUGGCCAAAUGGAGAGAAAGAGAGAAUAAACACGCAUUAGAAAUGAUCAAGAGAGAAUCUGAAGCAAUGAUUCAACAAGUAAUUGUGAAAAAAACCCAUAAAGGAGAAGAAGUUAUCGAAACUAAGGCAUCAAUUGAGACCAUUGAUCCAACCAAAGAAGAAGAAGUACCCAAAGCUGCAGAAGUGGUGUCAACAACAAUAGUAACUCAGGAAACUCCUUCUAAAGAAAAAAUCACUAGCAAUGCUUUAUCUGCUUUAGAUCUACUGAGAGAUAGCUCACUAGAUAAACAAAAAGAAGAAGAUACUACAGACAAACACGGGCAACACUUAUUUGACGCUCAUUGUAAAAUAUGUACAAAAAAAACCAAAUCCGAUCUUAGUUUGUCUCAUUUAAAGUCUAAAAAACCAGUAUCACCCCCAAGAUCAGUAAUCGAGAGUAAAACACCAAAACCGAAGAGAGUCAGAGUUGAAUUUGAAGCACCAACUACAAGAAUUAUUGAAGAAGCUGUCAAAGCUUCUAAAUCAACUAAACCUGUAUCAUUUUCAACUAAUGAAUCAAGUAUUCACGAAUCUAGUGAAGAUCUUGUAGCUUCAUCAACUGUCUCUCCACCGCCCGAAGCAAAAAGCAAUUUAAUUCCUUCUUGUUGGAAAGGUUUUAUUUAUAUGGUUGAUGUUGCCAAAUUCUUUGCAACAGCUUAUAGAAUCAGCGGAAUCUCCGACAAUCGAUUGAAGGAUGUACCCGAUUCCAUUACUGUACGUGGGCGUAUUGCUCCUGAGCAAGUAUUGGAUUAUCUUAAGAAAUUAAAGUCAACUCGUACAGAUAUAGCAGUUAUACAAUUUGAACCAGCCCAUCAUGAAGAGAGAACUCAGUACGAAAAAUUUUUCGAAUAUUUAAACACAAGGAAAAGAUAUGGCGUUGUUGGAGCAGGGAAAUCAAUUAAAGACUUUUAUAUUCUUCCGUUGCCAAAAGAUGCAGAUCCUCCCGAAGUACUGUUACCUUUUGAUGGACCCGGUAUACCCUCUAAUAGACCUAAUCUUUUGUUAGGAAUUCUAGUAAAAAAUAGAAAACAUCCUUCUAAAUCUAUUGUUAAAGAGAAAAUUGCUAGUGAAAAUAAAAAGAUAACUGAAAGCGCCAUUUCAUUUAAUAGAGAGCAACCUGAUAGAUCUUAUACACCACCACCUCAAGGUAAGCCCGGCGCAUUUCCAAAAGUUGAGGAAGCUACAAAUGAAGAACCAUAUGAUCCUGGUACAAGUUUAACACCUCCCCCGAGAGACGAACCGCAAGAAGAAUCAGAGAAAAAAGUUGAUGAAGAUGAGCCUUACGACCCCGAAGAAAAUGACAUUCUCAACAUUCCAUCAACAUCGGCGCCAUCAACAACACCAGUAACAAUACCAUCAACAGCAUUAGAAACAAGCAUUGAACAAGCUGCAACAACAGCAAAUCAUCAAAAGAUAUCUCAAUUACUGGAACAAUUAUCUAAAGCUUCAAAUCCAAUGGAUAUGGAGGAAAUUAUUAAGGACACAAUUUCAAAAGAGACCUCUGAAGAUGAGAAAAAAUUACUCCAAGAUGCGUACAAUAAAAAAAUCGAGGACUAUAAUAGGCAAUUAGAAGAACAAAGGAAAGCAGCCGAAGCAGCGUUUACUAUUGCGUCUAAAACAAUUGAGACUAAUAAGAAAAUUGACUCCAUUCCUGGUCUUGAUGGUAGUUAUCCUACAGAGGAAGAUGUUGCCAACAAAAUUGUUCCUGCAAUUAACAAAAAUAAUGAUGAACAUGAUGUUCAGACUUUUCACUAUCAUUUUGAGUAAUCGUUUACGAUGAUUAAAACAAAUAUUCAUCAUGCCUGUCUAUUUAUUUAAA
Messenger RNA from Tetranychus urticae (two-spotted spider mite), 8477 nucleotides. Lineage: Eukaryota; Metazoa; Arthropoda; Arachnida; Trombidiformes; Tetranychidae. The record is from RefSeq and is a predicted model, not a curated record.